GUGACAUCAUCAGUGAAGGUCAUUCCUUUAGAGGUGAUGACAUCAUUUGACAUCAGCAGGUGGAUUAUGUUGCAUCUCAUUUCAGUCUUCAAAGGCAUCAUUUGACAUCAUUAGACCUCCAGCAUUUUAUCUAUAAAUAUGAGGCAUUUUCAGAGCAUACGAAUUUCAGAGUUUGUGGGCAAAGACACGCAAGUGAAAGAGAAACAGGAAGGUUUCACAAGUUUCGAAAACAAGAACUGAGUUUGAGUCAACUUUUUGAGAUUUAUUGACCAGUUCCUUCAAAAUGUCACACGGUGAAGAAUUUCAGCAGAUGGACGUUUCUAUUGAAGAAUUACAUAACGUCACAGAGAGCAUUCUGCAGCAAAAUGACACUUUGAGCAAACAUCUGGAGAAAAUUUGCAAGAGUUUGCGGAAAAGGAAAGAUUUGGACGCUUCAUGCAAAGAAUUGAAAAAGACACGGAAAGCUGCUAUCGGGGAAAACAAAAAAUUGGUGAAGCAGCUGGAGAGUCUAAGAGUGGACGUGGAAAAGCAGAUCCACGUGGAAAAAGUGUGUGAAAAAGAGAGGACUAAAACAUCUCAGGCCUUGAAAAGUAACCAAGACCUGAAAACAAUAAUAGCCUCUCUUCAGGCCAGACUUCAGCAGCUGCAAGAAAUGGAGCAAGAAAUUCCUGGCAUGAAAGCUGAACGUAAACUUUUGAAACGGGAGAAGACAGAUCUGCAAUCCCAACUGAAGAAACUCCAGAAGAAGACUGCCCGCAAAGCACACCUGGAACCUGAUUUGAGAAAUGAAUUUGAGGAAUUCCAGGCUUUAAAGCAACAGACUGAAGAACUGAGGCAAAACCUUCAGGAGUUGCAACAACAAAAUGAGGAGCAAAAGACAAUGGCAGACAACUAUCCUAGCAUGAUAGAAGAUAGGCAACGUCUCACAGAUCUGAGGGCUCAACUGGAAAGAGAGAUUUCUGAUCAGAGACAGCAGCAGGAGGAAACACGUCAGCUGAUUGCUCGACGUGAGGAGGACAGGAGAGAACUGGAAUUGCUCAGAGAACAAACAAACGCCUUCACAGCAGAGAAAAAUGCUCUGGCAGACAGAAUCUCUGAAGAAAAGUCCCAACUUGAAGACAAAAAGAAGCAGCUUCAAGAUGACGUUUCAGGACUAAAACAGAAGCAAAAGGAACUUUGUCAACUGGCUGUGCAAUACAACAAGGCAGUGAGUAAACUGGGACCUCUUCGAGAUGAAACAAAGAACCUCAAAGGUGAAAAAACCAUGCUGACCGACCUUCUGAAACACCAUCAAACAUUGGAGACUGAAUACCAUGAGAUAAAAGCAGAAAUUCAGGAGGCGGAAGCCUACAACUGUCAAGCUCUCGAGGAGGUUGAUUUUCUGAAGGGGAAGCUUUCAGAGUUAAAAAAUGUGGAGAAGAGAGUUUUAAAAGUAAAGGAGGACAAAUUGAAGGCAGAAGAAACAUAUGACCGUCUCUAUAAGGAGCUUCAAGACGUUCAAGUUCAGAUCAUGGCUCACAAAGGGAGCACUGCUGCUCUAGAGAAAGAAAUCCAGGAUCUCCAGAGGAAGGACCAGGAACUAAAAGAGGUCAGUGCUGAAUUUAACAGAAUCUCUGAAGAAAAGUCCCAACUUGAAGACAAAAAGAAGCAGCUUCAGGAUGAAGUUUCAGGACUAAAACAGCAGCAAAAGGAACUUUGUCAACUGGCUGUGCAAUACAACCAGGCACUCAGCAAACUGCGACCUCUUCGAGAUGAAACAAAAAACCUGAGAGAUGAAAAAUCCAUGCUGACCGACCUUCUGAAACAGCGUCAAACAUUGGAGACUGAAUACCAUGAGAUAAAAGCAGCAACAGACGUUAUGGAGGAUGAAAUCUUUGACCUUCAAACUGAGGUUUCUGAUCUGCGGAACAAGGUUGAUCAUUUGGAUAGUGUGGAGGAAAACGUUUCAAAAGCAAAGGAGGAACACCUGAAGGCAAAGGAGAAACACAACCUUCUCAAGAAGGAACUCCAAGACCUGCGGCCACUGCAGUGGCUCCCGUCUCCGGUGAGCCAGGACCAACUCGCGGGAAACCAGCUUGCAGUCCUUGGCCAGGCCCAGGAAGCACAUGAGGUCAAUGAAGCAUGUCGUGAGGUUCAGCUGGCAGCCAAACUCGCUGGUGGCAUAGUCGUAGGGGAAGGUGUGGUGAUAGUUGUGAUAUCCCUCACCUAUUUAUUGACCAGUUCCUUCAAAAUGUCACACGGCGAAGAAUUUCAGCAGAUGGACGUUUCUAUUGAAGAAUUACAUAACGUCACAGAGAACAUUCUGCAGCAAAAUGACACUUUGAGCAAACAUCUGGAGAAAAUUUGCAAGAGUUUGCGGAAAAGGAAAUAUUUGGACGCUUCAUGCAAAGAAUUGAAGAAGACACGGAAAGCUGCAAUCGAGGAAAACAAAAAACUGGUGAAGCAGCUGGAGAGACUCAGAGUGGACGUGGAAAAGCAGAUCCGCGUGGAAAAAGUGUGUGAAAAAGAGAGGACUAAAACAUCUCAGGUCUUGGAAAGUAACCAAGACCUGAAAACAAUAAUAGCCUCUCUUCAGGCCAGACUUCAGCAGCUGCAAGAAAUGGAGCAAGAAAUUCCUGGCAUGAAAGCUGAACGUAAACUUUUGAAACGGGAGAAGAUAGAUCUGCAAUCCCAACUGAAGAAACUCCAGAAGAAGACUGCCCGCAAAGCACACCUGGAACCUGAUUUCAGAAAUGAAUUUGAGGAAUUCCAGGCUUUAAAGCAACAGACUGAAGAACUGAGGCAAAACCUUCAGGAGUUGCAACAACAAAAUGAGGAGCAAAAGACGAUGGCAGACAACUAUCCUAGCAUGAUAGAAGAAAGGCAACGUCUCACAGAUCUGAGGGCUCAACUGGAAAGAGAGAUUUCUGAUCAGAGACAGCAGCAGGAGGAAACACGUCAGCUGAUUGCUCGACGUGAGGAGGACAGGAGAGAACUGGAAUUGCUCAGAGAACAAACAAACGCCUUCACAGCAGAGAAAAAUGCUCUGGCAGACAGAAUCUCUGAAGAAAAGUCCCAACUUGAAGACAAAAAGAAGCAGCUUCAAGAUGAAGUUUCAGGACUAAAACAGAAGCAAAAGGAACUUUGUCAACUGGCUGUGCAAUACAACAAGGCAGUGAGUAAACUGGGACCUCUUCGAGAUGAAACAAAGAACCUCAAAGGUGAAAAAACCAUGCUGACCGACCUUCUGAAACACCAUCAAACAUUGGAGACUGAAUACCAUGAGAUAAAAGCAGAAAUUCAGGAGGCGGAAGCCUACAACUGUCAAGCUCUCGAGGAGGUUGAUUUUCUGAAGGGGAAGCUUUCAGAGUUAAAAAAUGUGGAGAAGAGAGUUUUAAAAGUAAAGGAGGACAAAUUGAAGGCAGAAGAAACAUAUGACCGUCUCUAUAAGGAGCUUCAAGACGUUCAAGUUCAGAUCAUGGCUCACAAAGGGAGCACUGCUGCUCUAGAGAAAGAAAUCCAGGAUCUCCAGAGGAAGGACCAGGAACUAAAAGAGGUCAGUGCUGAAUUUAACAGAAUCUCUGAAGAAAAGUCCCAACUUGAAGACAAAAAGAAGCAGCUUCAGGAUGAAGUUUCAGGACUAAAACAGCAGCAAAAGGAACUUUGUCAACUGGCUGUGCAAUACAACCAGGCACUCAGCAAACUGCGACCUCUUCGAGAUGAAACAAAAAACCUCAGAGAUGAAAAAUCCAUGCUGACCGACCUUCUGAAACAGCGUCAAACAUUGGAGACUGAAUACCAUGAGAUAAAAGCAGCAACAGACGUUAUGGAGGAUGAAAUCUUUGACCUUCAAACUGAGGUUUCUGAUCUGCGGAACAAGGUUGAUCAUUUGGAUAGUGUGGAGGAAAACGUUUCAAAAGCAAAGGAGGAACACCUGAAGGCAAAGGAGAAACACAACCUUCUCAAGAAGGAACUCCAAGACCUGCGGGUCUAGGAAGAGAAGGACUUAGAACUCCAAACGAAAACAGCAGCAAAACAAAGCUGUGAAGGAGGAUCCGACCAGGGAAGAAAAAUCUAGAAUUAGAAAAGGGACAUAGGGGAAAAAAGAGAAAUGGGGUCAAAAUGGGGGAAAGUCUUUGUGUUUAGUUCAUUUUAGGACACAAAAAGGCAAAAACUAAUGUUUAGAAUAGGGUCAAAGGGAAAAAAGAAACAGAAAUGGGGGGAAAAGCCUUUUAUUUAGUGCAUAGUAGGACACAAAAAGGCAGAAACUAAUGUUUAGAAUAGGGUCAAAGGGAAAAUAAAAAUAGAAACGGGGUAAAAAUGAGGAAAAGCCUUUUUUUAGUACAUAGUAGGACACAAAAGGGAAGAAAUAUAAAAAAGUAAAAAUAAAAAAUGGGAUGAAAAAGAAUGUAAUUAAAAGGGAAAAUAUGUUUUUAUUGGGUUCAUAAUCCUUGUACUAUCUUGGGAUAUGGUGUAUAAAUAUGUGUGUUGUUGUGUACAUGUGUUUGGUGGAGGGAGGGGGUUAACAUACAGUACCCCCCCACCAAGUCAAGUCACCUUCCUAACAAGCAAUGUCACUUGUUAGGGGGGACCUGACCGGGGUACACAUUUUUAAAAUGCCUGCCUCCCCCCUACUGGACAAAUGCAAACACAACACACACCAUGUCCCGGCCUAAAAAAAGGGUUAAUUAAUUUGUCAAAAUCCUUUUCGGCGUUUAAAAAAAAGGGCGACACACUAAUAAGUGUGUUUGUGUGGGUUUUCUCUGAGUGCUUCAGUUCCCCCCACCCAA
Messenger RNA from Oryzias latipes (Japanese medaka), 4769 nucleotides. RefSeq lists its product as uncharacterized. The record is from RefSeq and is a predicted model, not a curated record. Lineage: Eukaryota; Metazoa; Chordata; Actinopteri; Beloniformes; Adrianichthyidae.